Messenger RNA from Acipenser ruthenus (sterlet), 2257 nucleotides. Its product is annotated as short coiled-coil protein B-like. The record is from RefSeq and is a predicted model, not a curated record. Lineage: Eukaryota; Metazoa; Chordata; Actinopteri; Acipenseriformes; Acipenseridae. Bases 180 to 521 code for a protein of 113 amino acids. Gene Ontology annotation, cellular component: trans-Golgi network. The transcript has 4 exons.
GCAUCUCACAUUUAGAGGUUACGUCUGGGUGACGCCAGUGUCUUUUCCAAUUUUUAAAACAGUAAAUCAAAAAUGCAACUCAAAUAUAUCUUGGCGAUAUGCAUACGACUAGUGACCAUUUCUUGACCUGCAACUCUUCCAUUGUUGUGUGGUCAGUUCUGUGAAAUUCCGAUGAUUGUAUGCAGGGCUGGGUCAACUCAAAUCUCCGGGCAACAUCCGUCUGUGUGGACAGUGGAUCUGCAGCCCUGCAUUCGAAACAGGAAAAAGAGUAUUUCACCAUGAACUCAGACAUGGAUGGUGACACUGAAAACCAGGUGGAGCUGGAGGAGAAGACACGGCUCAUUAACCAGGUCCUGGAGCUCCAGCACACCCUGGAAGAUCUGUCAGCACGUGUGGAUGCGGUGAAGGAAGAAAACCUGAAGCUCAAGUCUGAAAACCAGGUUCUCGGACAGUACAUCGAAAACCUCAUGUCUGCGUCUAGUGUCUUCCAGACAACUGACACAAAAAGCAAACGAAAGUAAGGGACCGAUCCCCUCCUUUUCCCUUAACAUCAUUGACAUUGUUUACAUUUUUUUCCUGUCAUUAAAUGCACAUUAAGCUUUAUUCAGAGGACCUUUUUUUUUAUUAUUAUAAUUUUUUUAGAUUGUUUCAGUAUUUUAGUGUUUUUUUUUUUAAUGCCCUUGUUUAGCACGCACCCUUUAAUUACAGGUAAGGAAACCUCAAAGAUACACAAGUAGCCCUUUUGCACAUUGUGAACACGUUUCUCCCCCAAUUUGUGUACAUGUUUUUUAGGAUAACUUUUUAUCUGGAAGUGGCACAGUUUUUACACUUGAAUGUUUUUGGGGCAGUUAAUGGGAUUUCCAAACCGUUAAAAUGUACUUCUAACCAGUCCCCUGUAACUAUAGAAAUGUUUUUUUUAAUAUGAUGACUGUUUAGACGGAUUUAAAAAAAAGAAAAAAGACAUUUUAAAAAAUCAGGCUUGGAGUUUACUGUUCUUCAUGAGCUCUUUAAUUUGGUAUAUUAAAUUGUGUGUGAAAAAAAUGUAACGUAAUGAAUGUGCUACCAGUGCCACCUAUUUGUAUUUAAAAUCCUGAAUGAAUUUUGGCUGUUUUGGAAGAAUGCGUUCGUAAAGCAUUCCAGACCCAUUAUCAACAUUAAGAAGUAUUAAAACCAGAUUUAUAUUUUAAGGCCAGUCAUUUUCCACUUUAGCUGAAAGCAAAUGGGGGUUCCCACUAAUUAAGGAAUGAAGAAUACAUUUUGACCUUUGAAGGUUCGGAACACAUUACCGAAGGAAGGUUCGAACCUUCGAUAGUACUAAUUUGCAUAAUUUACUGGUCACCAUAGCUACUAGUUUAUAUUUGAUUGAAAAUCCUAUUUUACAGGUAAGCCAUAUACAUGGAAUAAAACAUUCGCAUAUAGUUUAAAAAUGUGUUAUAUAGAAGAGUAAAAAUGUUUUUAUAAUUUAAGUAAAGAUACAUGUUUAUGUACACGUAAUUGAUGCUGCUUCUGAUAUAUACAGUACGCUUGCAUUGCAGCAGCACCAACUACAGCGGACUGAGGCAAAACAAAGCUUUACCGUCACAUUUUACUGCUACUAAAAAUAAAAAUAAUAAUAAUAGGAACUUACGCUUGUCAAGUGACCCUGGAGGUCGAUGAUACAUCAACAGUCUCAUGCGCAGUUUACGUUGAACUUUUUUUUUUUUUUUUUUUUUUGGUCGUCUGGGCAUUUAACAGAAAAUCCCAAACAGCAGAAGGGUUUCGAGACAUUUUCUUUCAAUACAGCUUCCGCUCUACAACGCUUUGCUGUCGAGAUGGUGAAGAAUGAAGAAAUUAAAAGUUUGCCUCUGGAUAACAUGAGCUGGAGGGGUGAGGGGCAGAUGGUGCUUAGUUUUUGAAAUUAAAAUGAUCAUUGUUGGCGUAUAUUUUGUAUGUUUCAAACAUAUUCUACCAUAGCACUUAUCUUACACUGUCUUGUACACUAGAUAUUCAGUACAUAUUUUACUGAAGCACUACACCGCUAUAGGUACCCCCAGUACUUUGGCAUACUACACCCUGCUCCAUACAUGGCAGCGGUGCCAUAUAGAGUUGCCACAUAUAACGAUUUGGUAGUGGAUUUUAAUACGACAACUUUUGUUUAAGUAAUAUGCAAUGUACAAAUCAAAAGAUCAAAUUUUGCAUGUGAGUGACAUUUAAUGUGUGAUUUAUAGUAUUCACACAUUGUCAAACGGUUUCUAUUAACAGAGAGGGGAACACCCCC